Daldinia caldariorum is the source of this 3052-nucleotide messenger RNA. RefSeq lists its product as uncharacterized. Bases 329 to 2881 code for a protein of 850 amino acids. NCBI's taxonomy places the organism in Eukaryota, Fungi, Ascomycota, Sordariomycetes, Xylariales, Hypoxylaceae. The record is from RefSeq and is a predicted model, not a curated record. The transcript is spliced from 2 exons.
GGCAAUUAUCUGUCCCCUAAUAAACAAACCUAACCUCAUCCUGCAACCCUGACUACCUCUACCUAAGGCAUCUUAAACGACGACAACCUAACCUCCUAACUCAAUUUUCGGACCUUUUUUUUUUUUUUCUCCCGAUAGUAUUCUUCUUUUUCAUACUUUCUUAUGAGACUGAAAUAUUUACUCUAUGGUUUCAUCAUAUCCAUUACCCUCAUCUGAUGUCCGAUACUACCUUUAACUCACCUCCUUUAUUCCCGUAUUCAAGAGCAUUCGACACAGUUAAGGAUUCCAUAAGUCUACCUAGUCAGAUAAUUCAAGUCGACUCGGUAUCAUGCCGCCCAAUUCAUUUUGUGAGUGGGCGGCCGGCCGAAAUGCACCGCAGCAUUUGACACAUAAAAAACCUCGUCCAGUUUUUGCAGUCCAACUUGAGACCGACGAUGAAUACGAAUCUGACGUUUUGAAGAUCACCUAUCCCAGAACGGGACGGGAUAAACGUCAACAUGGAAAGAAAGUCCGAUUCACGGACGAUGCCCGUAAGGUUGGAGUCAGGGAACCAUUUAUUCAACCUUCACUCGACUCGGAUUCGGAUGCCAGCAGUACAGCAGUUGAAGUUAACAGCAGCGAAAGCGAAGUAUCUACAGACCAAGAUUUAGUCCUAGACUGUCCUUGUGCAAACUGUGCUGAAGCACGGAGAAGGCUGAAAAAGACAAAUCAGUCUAAAGGGAGGAGUAGAAAACAGCAUGUCGACUCGUCCGCAAUUGGAAGCAAGAACGAUGCAGCUGCUAUACACGCGAGGCACAAAGCAAAGAAAUCUAAAGAAAGAGAAGCAUGGGGAUGCAGAGGAAGAAGUAGCAGACGGAGAACUAAGCAAAAGGCUAAGAAAGUCUAUAACAAGUCGACUGGUCAGAUGGAUAUGAACGAGUCUAGCACCGGAAGUGAGACUGAUACCGAGGACGGAACUGGAGAGGACAUCGAAAGUGAGUCUGAGUCCGAGAGAGGACCCCACAAGAAAAGGGGUAGGGGUAGGAAUAAGAGCAGGGGCCAGGAGCCCAGGCGAGACGGGCAUCGCAGGCGGGGUAGUUACAGCAAGAAAUCAAAGCAUGGCGGCGAGAGGAAGAAGCAACAUAGGCACGGCAGCCGGGACAGAAGCAAGGAGAGAAACCUGGACAGAGGCGACAGGCAGCAUGGCUAUAAGCGUGAUACUUGGGAGAAAGAAGAAGCAUACCGACAAGAGAUUUCACCUGAGUAUCAUAUUCCCCGACAGGUCAACGAAACCAACAAGCAACGAACGAAGGAAAUCGAGGCUGGUGUUCGGACCAAUCUGGACGAAGCGAAUCAAUAUCUGCCCCAGAAUCUUCGAUAUCCACCACAACAAGCGAAUUUUCUCAUGCCACCUCAUCCCCGAGUGUUGCAGGUUGAGCAUGCUGUCGAAUUACCUAACGAUCCUCGACCCAAUGCCUUCUUUGAUGGAGUGCAUGGAAUCAUGCGCGUAUACCAUGGACCGCAUUACGGCAACGCAUAUGGUCAACUUUAUCCCAAUGCUCCUUAUGUGAAUCAGAAUCCGACCGUUAAUGUAUCAUACCCAAUACAUAAUCCAUGGCAAGCUGCUGGAUUACAGCCUUUCCCCGGAGGACAGCCUGCACCACCACCUCCUCCACCACAGCAACAACCUCUUCCUCCGCAUGAUCAUUCCCAACAACCUCCAGCCGCAAAUCCGGGGGCACCUGGGGGAAAUCCCUGGUUCCAAGGGUAUGGUAGUGUAACAAUUGGCAAGCCUCCUGAAGAGACCCAGGGAGCCAAUUUUUCACCGGGUAACAAUCACAGGAACAACGGAACUUGGUCUGAUCAACAUAGCACACCUACUAAACCGGCCGAACCUAACUCAAGAAGUGAUCGCGGCGGAAAAUCGAAUGUCAUCCCAAGUAUCGAGGUUAUUGAUUCUGAGAGACCUCGGGGUGGCAGAGGGACAAGGAACAAGCCUUGGGGCACUCAGGGUGCCCAUGGCUCGCAGGAGGCCUCCGAAUCUAAGGAAGAGGGGAAUAAUGACAGCAAGGAUACUGACAAGGCCGGGAAUUCUGGGCAAAACGAGUCGUUCGAUGAUGUGAUUGCUAGGGCAGAGGCAUUAUAUAAGUCCAACUCGGAACGUUUCAGCCCUAUACCACCAAACGACAAUGACCAGACCGGAAACGGAACUUUUGGUGAUAAUAACGAUGGGGGAUGGGGAGGUACCACCGGCUGGGGUGACAGCAAUGACGCGGCCGCGGGUGAUAACUCGUGGGGUGAGAAGGAUGCGCAAGAAACGGCGACAGGUGAUGCAGACGCCUCUAAACCGACGGAAGGCGAUAGCAAUGACAAUUCUCCAGGGCCAGCUGAAGGCAAUGUCAGUGUUGAUAAUGUGGUAAAUGGCGAGCAGAGUAGCAGCAACAACAACAACAGCAACGGCAGUAAGAAUGACGGUGACAACGGUAGCGGCGACAAUAAUGAUAGCAACAACGGUGGAAACAAGGGUGGUAAAAGAUCUAAAGCUGGCCCGAAACGCGGUACUCCAACUAGGGGACCGCCAGGAUGUUGGGUCAGUAAUCCGCCAUCAGAGAACGAGGAUGCGAAGCCUCCCUCCGGUCAAGAUAACGUGGGUCCCCAUACUGGCGGCAACGGCAACGGCAACGGCAAGAAAGACAAGGGCAAGGGAAAGCAAAAAGGAAAAGGUAAACCCGAUGAUAACCAGGCUUCCGGGAGCGGCAGCGGUAAUGGCAACGGUAACAACAGCUGGAGCGGAAACGCGAACUGGGGAGAUCUGGACGUGGCCCAAAGCUCCGGCGGCGCUUUCGAUAACGACGACGACGAGAACAAGGACGGCAAGGAGCAGCAGGGCGUCGAAUGGUAGAGCUUAUACGAUUACGCCCGCUCUUCUUUCAAACUGUGGAAGUAGUCAUUCCAUAGUCGUCCCUUCAUUUAUUCCCUUUUCUUUCUUCACUAAAUCGGGUUGGUCUUCUGGGGAAAAGUUAUGGUCUUAAGGGCUAUCCUGGUUGGGAAUUAGAGCUGCUCUAUGAAUUGC